CAGGAGAAUGCCAUAAGAAACACUUUUCUUCCUUUUGGUCUCUUAUGCAGUUAUGCUUAACUUCAUACUUUAUGCUCCAAUGUAUUGAGGGGAAGUGCUUGUCCUGUCAAGAACUGUUUAGUAUAAUUUAAGUGGCUUUCCCUUGUUACUUAUAAAUUGACUGAUACCUUUGGAAAUGAGGCGAAACACAUGGCGGAUACCUGAAAAGUGAGACCCUGGUUUCAUUAGAUAAUAAGAGACUUGCUUAUUGCCCACUGUCAAUCUGUCAUUGUUCUUUGCUCUCACUGUCAUUUCUUUCAGAUACUACCUUGGAGAAGUGUGACGCGGAGAGGACGAUCCUGAAGCGAAGGCUUGCUGCUGCUGCUAUUGAAAUUGAAAAACAGGUUUUUCCUCAUUCCCAACUCCCAGAUGGCUCAGUUUCUUGUUAUGUGUGUGACUUACUAAGAACAACGCGGGCACCAUCGCCAUGUGUAUUAAUUUUUUGCAGAGAAUGAAAUGCUUCGCGUGAUUCAGCAAGGUGAACCUGUCUUGACUUGCUGUGAUUACUUCGCCAAUUUGUAAACUAUAGAGCCAAAAUGGAGAACCAAGAAAAGAGUACCUCCUCGAUGGUGAAUUAAAGGCUCGCCGAGAGUGUAAACCUUAGACUGGAUCACCCAAAUACGAGAAAUUAACACUAUUCGCAGGCAACUAUAUGUCAACAUCUGGACUGACUUUGGUGUUUAAUGUUCAUAUCGCUCUGUCUGCUGGCCUAGUUAAUGUUUGGCUCCUACCUAUGUGUAUAUUAUCCCCUAUCUAAUGCAUCUGUCUAGCUGGGAGUUGCCCAUAGCCCCAUAUGUUGGCUAAUAAUGUAUUCUGACUAUGUUGGAGCUUGUCAAUUAGAAAUGUGGUCCAUGGAUUGUCAAUUAUGUUAAACAUUUGGGGUAAAUUUGUAGCAGUUAAACCCACCAGUCGCAUUUGCAAGUAUAUUGCCCUGAUGUUUGCUAAAAUUGUUACCAGGAGACAAGAGAUACAUAUGAUAAAACAUAAGUAAACGAGCUUCCGCUAACGAAUGAAGUGCAUUGAUAGACCUGGUUUAAAAGAGAAGGCAUAAAGCUAGUUCAAUUCGAUUUGCGAAUUAAUACACUAAUAACAAAUCAAACUUUUAUCGUACUACUAUAUUGAUCCAUGUAGUCAUAAUGAAUCUGUCAAAGAUGUUACUUUUUUUUUGGGUAAUCAAUCUCCUAAAGAGUGAUUAUUAAAAUAUAUAAAUGUUAUGGAAGUUUUUCUUUUUAAUUUAGUAGGGAAGAUGUUUCUACUCACUACUAUAAGUUGGGUCCAGUAUCCAUACAAGUUUAGUGAGUAGGACAGAACAGAUGGGGCCUCAUACAAAAUCUGUGGAACCCAUCAAUUAUGAGAUAGUAGAGAGAAUAAUCCAGUGCUGGAGAUCUUUUCUCCAUAGAAUUUGGUGAAUAAUUAGAGAGUGAUUAGACUAAUCUAAAAGUGAUCACUCACUUUCUCACUAAAGUAGAUUAUAGAGACUUGCGCUAAUUCCAGGGACAAGGGUUGUGGAAGAUGCACGAUAUACUUGGGAGACCUAUAAAAAUUUGGGCACCAAAUCUAGACUUCUAAGGAGAGACAAGUGGUUAGGAGAUCUUCGUUAUGAGCUUGAUGAUAAUUGGUUGCUCCACCGUAUGGCGAGGAGCACCUGAUAAUGGAUACAGUGUAAUUUGUUACAAUUUUUUGGAGUCUGUAACCAAACUGGAAUGAACAUGUUGGAAUUCAUUAGAUCACUAUAAAAAGAAACUUGACCAUCGAGUUCGUUCUUUCAACUAGUUUGAAGGCAAUUUAGUUGCAUACGGCUAAUAAGGUUGGAGACCUAGUAAGAUCGAGAUAAUGACUUUGAAUUCAUUGGUACACCCAAUUUCAGGUCAGGGCAGGGUUAACACAGAUGCUCUAUCUUCACUCUCCCUUGUUGUUGUUGUCUAAAUUUGGAGGUAUCACUAGGAGAGAAGCAGGUUUGCUUCACUACAACCUCCAUGGCCAACUUUAUAGGUCGCACGAUCACUAGAACCGAGUUGAUAUAUGGCAUUUUGCAAAGUCUCAACCUUGCUUCGGAGAUGGCUCGUCGCUAGCUAGUGCUCCAUUCGAUUGCUACUACCCACCACUUCCACCUCCUGUUUGCACUUGUACUAGGCAUCGGACAACUUCUUAGCACACAUUGUGAGGUACAACUUCUUCACACUUGUGAUUUUCGUGCCACAUUACAUCUUAAUCUAUUAGGGUGACACCUGAUUGGACUCAUACCCACAUUAAUUACAUCUUAAUCUUUUAGGGUGUCAUUUUGAACUUUGCUUUAUUUUUAGGAAAGAAGAAAACAUCCUCAAUAAUAGUAGUAUGGAGGUAAUUCAUAAAAAAAAAAAAAAAUAGUAGUAUGGAGGUAAAAAAAUAAAAGACAUCUUCAGGUACCAAGAACCCUACAUGGGUAUGGCAUUAAUUGCCACAUGGAUGAUCAGCUGUGGUAUGGAGACAAUGACCACAUAUCACUCCUUCCUCUUUUCAUUACCCAAGUUAACAAGCUGUCUGCACUGCAAUUUGCACCACAUAAUAAUAUCCAAACCCAAUCUUCAAACAGACAUUAAACUUUUGGUUUGCUCGAUCUCCAUAUCCAUUUAAAAACACAAAAAUAAAAGACACUACAUGUGCUGCCUGCCUGCCUCAGGUGUGUGUAUAGUAGAGAGUAUAGUGUAAUAAUAACCACAACUACGCUUUCAGUUUGUUAUGCAGCAUUUGAUUUCCUUGUCCCCAGCCCGUCGAUUGCUGCUGCAACAUGAUCAGUCCUUCUCCCUGCAAUUUGUCAAAUUAAUGUAUUAAAUUGUGUUAUACAUGUUUUAUACGUAUUCAGUUUAAUAUAGGAGGGUAUCAAACGAAACAUAAAAACAAUUAAUGAGAUGGUUCGGUAAAUAAUAGCACAUAAAGAGAAAUUUGAAGCUCAAAUACAUAUUAUACAUUUGUAAAUACGGUAAAGGGUGUCAAGAAUCGUUUGGUUGCAAUAACUCUAGUUGUUGGAAGAUAUUCAAUGAUUGAUCUUAUACCAUUUACUAAAACGUCCACUCAAACGAAAACUCAACUCAUUUGAGCUUGAAGUUUGUACAGGUUUGAACACCAUGUGCUUAAUAAAUGAGGGUCGUCGUGUGAUUCGAACACCAGACAUCUCAAUCAUCAAAGGCUCUGAUAGACUGAUAUGGAUAACAUAGUUAUCGGUAAUAAUUGGUUCUUGACAUGAUAGCAGAGCUGGUUUGAUCUUGAGGUCACAUGUUCUAGUCCGCAUGAAUCCCAAUUUUGACCGUUGUGUUAAAGCACAUGGUAUGAUGGACUUAGGCAAACUUGAAGUUCGUGAAUUGGAAGAGAGAUUACAAAAGUAGUUUUAAGAUCCAUAUAUUGACCUCUUCCAACUACUUGAGCUUGCGAACACAGGCUAGUAUUAUACUCAUUUUUACUAACAUUAAUUCUGGCCUACAUUUUUGCUAGAUUUCGUAUUUUCUUUUUUUCUGCUCCUCCCAACUUGAGUGUGAAUCGAACUGCACAUCCUUAUCAUGGACUGACAAGUUGAGAGCAAGUUAAAUCCUAUUGGCCUGCAACUGACAACGUACAAUAGCAUCUUUGCUUUGCUUACAAGUGCAAGAGAAACCUUGAGAGGAAUUCUCUUCUCCUGUUUAAAUGAUAUGAUAGGCUUAUACUUUGGACACAUUAUCAUCUGCGAGGAAGAUGAACAUAGUGAGAGGGAGCAAUAGGCACAUGAUGGGUGACAUCUCACUUACCCAGUCACCAAAUUGGCCUAAAAAGCUGUCGGGUUCCCUACACAUUUGACUCUGUCUCUCGUCAGUCCAAGCUAUUCCUAUAGCCAUCUCUACCUCUGAGGAUGCCACAAAUAAUAGUGACUUGUUGUGGGCUGUGGCCAUGUUGUUCUAGUUUUAGGAUGCACACAUUUUCUUUUAGGACUCAGAGACAUGUCUGCACGAUAUAAGCAGAAGAAGAGGGGGGAAACAGCAUCACAUGGUUGUGAAAAGGGGUUUGGAGGAUAGGAAGAGAGCCUCUUUCGUUUGUCAGUGUUGUUUCAGCAAUGGGAUGUGUCUGGUUAGGGACAUGCAUGGUCUUUUGUUUUCUUGCCUUCAGCUGAUUGUUCUUGACAGGUCUUAAAAAUACUAAAAUGCGGAAGUUUAGUUUAGGCUCUACUAAUACAAGAAGGUUUUACUCUGAAUUUUAAUUGGUGAGGAGGUUAAGGUGCUUCCUACCAUAACGACUCUUCUGAAGAAGAUUAUAGCCUGAGCAUAAACAAGUUCAGAUUCUUUAAGCUUCACUCUUUCCCUAAUGCCAGAGGAUACUUCACGAUUUAAUCCUCUAAACAGGGAGGGACUUAAUGGAACUAUAAGUGUUCGAAAGGCUCUAGGAAGUCAACCACACUAUUAUUGAAGGUUUCUUACCAUUUAAUCUCAUGUCCACUUCUUGAAAAAAAAAAACUUGAUUACCCUGGAAAUGCUAUGGUCCCGACUUGAAAAUCAACUAGCUCGUUGAAGCCGACGGAAAUUGAAAUGCUUGCCCAAGAGAACAUGGAUUGAAUAUAUAUGAUUAUAUUUUCAUGUUGAACUAACAAUCUAUACAGAGAAAUCAAAAGAUGCAAAUCAGGAAAAAGGUGCGAGAAUAAUGACAACAUGCAUUGAACAUAGGAUAUUAUAUUUCCAUUUUGGACUCACAAUCAAUACAGAAAAAUCAAAGGAUGCAAAUCAAGGAAAAGGUGAAAUAAUUUGUUCGGUAAAAGGAAAGAAUUCAAAUUGUUUUCUUGCCCCCAAAGGUGAUGCAAUAUAAUUCCCCCAGCCACCCUGACAAGGGACACUGAUUCUCAACCGGGGAUCAGCAGGAAGGUGACCAGGGAAUCGAAACAGUGAGGCCCCCAGUCAGUUGGGACAUAAUACCCGAUCGGAGAUGAGUUAGUUUGUGAUAGGGGAUUUGGGCUCACAAGUUAAAUUACCUUUUGUGUUUAGGAUUCUUUUCCUUUUCGGGUUUUUUAUUAGUUUUUAUUUCUUUGGCCUAUAUAAAGGUUUAAACUCGAUUUUUGUGACAAAUAUUGAAGACUUUGAAUAUGAUUGAUGCUUAAAUUCAUUCAAGCCCGACCUGAAGGAUCCGUUGGAAGAAUCCAAUGCUUCAAAUGUCUAGGUCGUGGCCACAAAGCAAAUCAGUACCCCCAACAAGAAAACACUGGUUCUACAAGAUGGAGAAUACUUUUUUGAGGAGGAGGAAGAAGAAAAUAAACCAAUGGGGAUAGGAAUCGAUUCUAAUGAUGAUGGUGUCGAUGAGCACAUCACUGUUGAAGACCCUCCAACAAGUAAGUUUCUUUGGUUCAAUCGUAGAGUGUUCUCCCUUGAAGCUCUAGCUUACCAGGAAUAGCCAGAUAAUAUGUUUCAUACCAAUUGUCUGAUGGAUGGAAAGUUAUUGUCUAUGGUGAUCGAUGGUGGUAGCUGCACCAAUGUAGUGAGUCUUGAUGCAGUUAAGAAGUUGGGGCUGAGUACCAUUAAGCAUUGACAGCCUUACAACCUUCAUGGUUGAAUGACUAUGGAGCCAUCAAGGUUAACAAGAAGGCCAAGGUUCGAUUUAAGAUUGGUGAGUAUGUAGAUGAAGUUUGGUGUGAUAUUGCCCCAAUGCAAGCUGCUCAUCUCUUAUUGGGUCGUCUAUGGCAAUAUGAUCGCAGAGUUACUCACGAUGGGAGAAAUAAUAGCUACAUGUUCAAGUAAGGAGAUUGGAAGUUUCUCCUCAAACCAUUGUCGCCAGCUGAAGUCAAAGAAGAUCAAUGUUAGAUGGAGCUUAAUUGAGCAAGGACAAAGGAAAUGCAAGUGGUUCGAAUUCGGAGGAUGGGCGUGGAACCCAUCUUAUGUUUCGAAGACACAUGUAGACUUUGUUGAGAAGAAUUCAGGCGGGAAGUUUUGGUGAUGGUCUCUUUUGCAGGAACACACAAGCUUUGAGGGUAAAGCUUCUUCAACAGGAAGGGACUUAUGCAAUUCCCUUGACCACCCCCAGCAGGGAAACCAAUCCCUGACCGGGGACCAGUAGAAAGGUGACUAGAGAAUCAAAACAGUGAGGCCCCCGGUCAAUUGGCAAAUAAUCCCCGAUUGGGGAUCAGUUAGUUCAUGAUGGGGGAUCCAGGCUGACGAGUUAAAUUAACUUUUGUGUUUAGGAUUCUUUUGCUUUUCGGGUUUUUUAUUAGUUUUUAUUUCGUUGGCCUCUAUAAAUUCUUAAUUCGAGUUUUGUGACAGACAUUGAGGACUUUGAAGAUUAUUGAGCUUAUUCUUGGUUCAUUGAGCUUUUAGCUUGUGAACUUGUGCUUUGUAUCAAUCGAGUAUUCUCUUUGAUUGUGGUCGAGCUUCUACCCUAUAUUGAUAGAGCCUUCUUCCAGGUGCGAGAUUGAACUUCAAUUUCGUCUUAUCCCUAACUUUAACCUUUGUUCUUGGUUGUGCGACUUUGAUAACUACUACGUCCACCGAUUUCGUGCUCGUAUCAAAAGGAGUUACCAUAUCAUCAAGGAGCUAGCUUACCAAUUUAAUGAUCAACCUGCUAUAAGAAGUCAUACAAAAGAAAGGAAAUGAAGUUACGCAAUACCUAUAAAUUAUAGUCUUUUGUAGGCUAGAGUAUCUUUUGCAAAUCUCUCUUUUCCCUUGUAAAACACUACCUUGAUCUUGAUAAUCAUUUACAUAACCUUGAGAACUAUUUUCAGCAUUGUGGCCGAAUAGUGCAUGCAUGUACAGGCAGAGUCUUUUAAAGCCACUUGGUUAAUUUCUUGGGGGCUUGGAAAUUGGAAUUAACUAUAGAGUUAUUUCCACAGUGUAUAGAAUCUGGGGAUCGAUCAGAUCAGUUGAGCAGGUCUUGUGAUCAAAUCAAAUUAGUUUGCGUAACUAAUUAAACAUGAGUGUAGGAAAUGCAUGCAUGAAUAUAACGAUGAAGCGGUAGAGGGCUUUGCCGAUUUCCUACGACUCCGCCAAAUUCGUCACUGUUCUAUCGACUCAGUUUUUUAGCUUAAUUUGGUUUCAACUUAGCUAGCUACCAUGAUUUAAUCAAGCCUCUGAUAAAUUAAUUUUUUGUAAAGGAGACAAAUAUAAUGGUGUGAUCAGUCAUACGACUUGAACACACAAAAAAAAAAAACGACCUUAUAGAUUAGAAAUUUUGAGAAUAAAGUCGGUGGAUAACUUACAUAUACAUAAUCUUACAUAACUCUCCACUUACUAUUUAUAGAAGGCAAUUAUUUUUUUCUCGAAUUUAAUUUAACAGGCUCUAUCUGUCUUUCAUCUUAAAUCAUAGUUGAAUCUUUUUUUCAAAGAAAAUCAUAAUAAUUGUGCUCUUCAAAAUGAUAACGAAUUCGAUAUAUUUUGGAACAAAGAAAAAUGGAGACAUUUAUUACCGGUCUAUACCAUGUGAUAAUGUUUAAUAGUACAUAAGAUUAUACCACGUUGUAUGAAAGUGUAUUAUGGUGGUAUGAUAUACCAAAUUGUAGAAUGGUUGCAUGCAUAAUAGUAGGAAUAUUACUUAAAUGACCAUUUACCACUUUUCAUUAAUGUCUACCACCAAUUACCAUGAUGAAUUGAUGAUAUUGGGUGGUAUAUUUGGUAUUGAAUACUUUUUCCUCGGUAAUUUGUAGAUCUAAUAUAUCAUAAUGAACACCUUCAUUCUGAGCAACAAAAAAAAUUGAACUUCUAGUUAAAAGCAAAGGUGGUAAUGAGUGGUAUGGGUAAAUGAAAAGAAAAUUCUCGAAAUAUAUUGAAAUUGAUAUUAUUUUGUAGAUCACAAAGUUUUCGUGCUACCUUUAAAAAAAAAUUAAAAUCCAAAGUUUAAAAUAAAGAAGAUAAAAUCCAUUAAAAAAUCAUUUAAUCUCACUUAGAUCUAGGGCCACUUAAAAUGAAUGACUCAAAUUUGA
Molecule: messenger RNA, 7936 nt
Organism: Linum trigynum
Lineage: Eukaryota; Viridiplantae; Streptophyta; Magnoliopsida; Malpighiales; Linaceae
Source: the annotation of a GenBank genome assembly